GCGGAGCGGGGCCGGCUCCUCCCCGCGGCCGCCCGGGCUCCGGAGGCGGCUCAGCGCACGCAGCCACUGCUCUAAGAAAAAUACAUCAUGGAUAAAUAUGAACUCAUUAAACAAAUUGGAGAAGGAUCUUUUGGCAAAAUAUUCUUGGCAAAAGGAAAAAUGGAUGAUGAGCCAUGUGUUAUCAAAGAGAUCAAUUUAACUAAGAUGCCUGUGAAAGAAAAAGAAGCCUCUGAGAAAGAAGUCAUUCUGCUGGCCAAGAUGAAGCAUGCAAAUAUUGUAACUUUCUAUGCUUCUUUGCAAGAAGAGAACAAGCUAUAUAUUGUGAUGGAAUACUGUGAUGGUGGAGAUUUAAUGAAGAGGAUAAAUAUGCAGCAUGGAGUGCUGUUUGAUGAGGACCAGAUUCUCAGUUGGUUUGUGCAGAUCUCCUUGGGCUUGAAGCAUAUUCAUGACAAGAAGAUUUUGCACAGAGAUGUAAAAGCACAGAACAUUUUUCUUAGCAAUAAUGGAAGGGUAGCAAAGCUUGGGGACUUUGGCAUAGCGAGACAGUUGAACAGUACUACAGAGUUUGCCCAUACCUGUGUAGGGACCCCCUAUUACCUUUCACCUGAGAUAUGUGAAAAUCGACCGUACAACAACAAAACAGAUAUUUGGUCUCUUGGCUGUGUGCUUUAUGAGCUUUGUGCACUAAAGCAUCCUUUUCAAGGCAAUAGUUUGCAUGAGCUGGUGCUGAAGAUCUGCAGAGGGCGUUUUCAACCAGUGUCUCCCAACUAUUCCUACGACCUGAGGAUAUUGAUUUCCCAGUUGUUUAAAAUAUCUCCCAGAGAUCGACCAUCCAUCAAUUCUAUUCUAAGGAAGCCCUUCUUGCAGAGACUUGUUCUCAGGCACCUGCCUCCUGAGGUAGCAUGGGAAGAGCUCAGUCACACUGUGGUACAUAGAAAAAGGCCUUCAGCAUCUCACUCUAGAGCCAAGCAGAUACAAGCACAUAAACUUCAGAAAACAAGAGUCCAGGACCCAGUUUCUCUAGAAUCUGGAAUAGUGUUGCCUUUCAAGAAACAAGAAUUAUUUCAAAGAAAUGAAUGGAAGCCUCCUUCAAGAGUGCAACAGCCUAUUAUUCAGCCACAGUCCUCCAGAUUUAAUAUGGCAGAAAGGCCAGGAAGCAUUAGAGUACAUGGUCAUUAUGGUCACUACUAUGAGAAGCUUGACAGCUUGGAAAGGAAAGCUAAUGCACAUUAUGACCUUUCUCAUAUCAGCCAAAGAGUUGAAGAUUACUAUGGACUAAAAGGACGAGUUGCACCUCCACCACCUGACUGGACUGCAGAAUUUCUUCAAAGGCGGUUUGAAGCCCAGCAGUACAAGAUUAAAGUGGAAAAACAGAUGGGACUGCGACCAUCCUCUGCUGACCCGUAUCAUGACCAAAUACAGCAGCAGAAAACAAAGGGAGAGCAUCUCAAAAACCAUCAGCAAAACAUGUCUAGAAAGAAUGAAAUGAAAGAACGGGAGUAUUUGAAACAAUUGCAGAAAAUUCGAGAAGAAUACCACAGUGAUAUAAAAGAAUUCAGAGUUAGAGCAGGAGUACUCCAGGAGAACCAGAAAAUACAAGAUAAAACCUAUCUUGUGAGGCAAGGAAAGGCUGAGCACCAGUCUGAAAGCAAAGAUAUAUCUGGAACAGGAGAAGAGUCACUUCAGGAUAUGGAGGAAAACUUUAAACAAGUCAGACUCCAGGAUAGGCAAGACCAAAUAAUAUUAGAAAAGAGACAUAACACAAAAGGAGGAGUAAAAUUUGAAAUUAAUUUAGAUGUAUGUUUUCCUGAGGAAGACAGCAUUCAAGAAGCAGAGGUACUAGAUAAACUCAAUGAGACUUUAACUUUUGUGGAUGCUGAGAAUCUUAAGGAGAAAUUGGUGGAAGUUUAUGAAAAUGAUACAGACAGAGCUUUGGAAAAACUGUCUGACUGUCCAACAGAGUCCAUACAUGAUAUGAAAAAACCCAGAAAACAUUGGCAACCUGGAGCCCCUCAGACACUACUGAAUUUUUUAGCUGGUGCCGAUGUCACAUCUGCAUGUCCUACUAUGGCUGGAAAUGAACUCGCUCACCAUGUUAUUCUGCCUGAAGACAUCCCAGAAAACAGGAAGCAGUGGACACAGACACCACCAGAGACACUCCUGAGCAUCUUAGCAAAAGCAGAGCUAUCUGAUGAUUCUUUUAUCUGUUUUGAGGAAGACCAAGAAGGGAGAGUAACUCUGUUGCCUCCAGAAGAAAACAAGGAAGAUGAUUCAGAAACAUACUCUGCUGUUGAUGUUGAUGAAGGUAGACUUGAGUCAAGAUCAGAUGGUGAAGACACAAAUUUUGAAGAUUCUGAAGAUGAACUCAGACACGAGCUGGAGGAAUCUCUGGAAAAAUUGUCAACUUCUCCAGCAGAAGAGUCUCACAUCUUUUCAAUAAAUAAAGGUGAAACAGAUGAAGAGAAGAUGAGUUUACCUGACAAACUUGGAAAAUCUGAUGAUGAUUUAGAAAGUAAUCAUGGGUAAUUAGAUGUUGAAUCACAUGAAAAAGAAGGUUGUCAUUCUUUUUCUUUAAAGGAAAAACAAAGCAGGGUACUUUUCAGAUGUCUGCACAUUGAAAAAUCCUCCUCCACACUGAAAUGCUGUUUCAUCUAUUAUUCCUAACUGGACAUUAUUCUUAACCUGGACAUACCUGACAAGUCUUGCUUGAGCAUAUUUCUGAUUGUGUCCUCUGUUGAACCACUUUUGUAUCAUGUGAGUCUCCUAGUUUGUGUAUUUUAUUGCCCUAGAUAAAUCAACUCCUUGUUUUAAGUAUCUCUUCCAGCUUUUCAUAAUCAAUGUGUACUGCCAGUACAACUUUGUAAUCUACAGUUUCAUUACACAGUACUGACCCUAUGUAGAAACAGCAGCUGCUCAGGAGUUUUAUAUAGCAGCAGUAAAAGGGUUUAUUAGUGCCAUGAGAAUUGUGCAUUCCCCAGUUCCUAAUAAAACUUGUAGGUAUGUAGGUUCUUCCAACCGUAUUUUUCCACAUAAAAAAUUUCAUGCAACCCAACUGAAUCUUAAAUAAAGGGAAAACUACAGUCUGUAGUCUGAUUUUAGCAGGUUUUUUUCAAAGAAUCAUUUAUUUUGGAAAAUAUCUUAGAGUCCAACUGUUAAGACUGCCAAGUCCACCACUAAACCAUGUCCCCAUGUACCAUAUCUUUUAAGGACCUCCAAGGAUGGUGAGUCUACCCCUUCCCAGGGCAGUGUGUUCCAAUGCUUGACAACCUUUUCUAUGUCAAAAUUUUUCCUCAUUUCCAGUAUAAACCUCCCCUGGUGCAACUUGAGGCCAUUUUCUCCUAUCACUUGUUACCUGGGAGAAGAGACUGGCCCCACCUGGUUCCACCCCCCUUUCAGGCAGGUGUAGAAAGUGAUAAGGUCCCCCCUGAGCCUCCCUUUCUCCAGGCUAAACACCUCCAGCUCCCUCAGAUGCUCCUCACAGGACUUGUGCUCCAGACCCUUCCCUAGCUCCACUGCCCUUGUCUGGACAUGAUCCAGCACCUCAACACCCCUCCUGAACUGAGGGGCCCAAAACUCAUCACCGGAUUUGAGGUGCAGCUUCACCAAUGCCAAAUACAGGCAUUCUGUAGAUUCUGGGGAAAAAAAAUUCUGGGUGCAAAGGCUAGAAAGGUAGAAAGUCAUGGAACAGGUGAAGACUGAAAAUAUUCAAUAAAUAAAAGAGGUUGCUGAUGAAUAAAAGAACUUUUUGAUGUAGUUCUGUUACCAAAGCACUAUCAUGGUUGUGAAUCCAGAUGGUUUUUAAGUGCACCAAACUCUC
Molecule: messenger RNA, 3817 nt
Organism: Melospiza georgiana
Lineage: Eukaryota; Metazoa; Chordata; Aves; Passeriformes; Passerellidae
Gene: NEK5
Product: NIMA related kinase 5
Exons: 23
Coding region: 88-2526 (812 amino acids)
Biological process (GO): protein phosphorylation
Molecular function (GO): protein kinase activity; ATP binding
Source: RefSeq, a predicted model, not a curated record